GAGCCCCGUGCAGCGCUUACGUUAUACGUGUGCGACAGAUCUGCUUGUCUUAACAGCGUCCUGUCAGGCACGUGAAUCGUGUUUUGAUUCUCACAUGCAAGAUUUCUGGAAAAUAUGGACAGUGAUAUUGCGGACAGGGGUGGAAUUAAAGUGAUUAUACAAAAUGAGAUGGACAAAACAGCCCCACGCUGUGUACAUGGACCGACACUGUUAUUUGAGAAAAAAUGUAAUAAAGGAAGGAGAUUUUACGCGUGCUCUGCCUGUCGGGACAGAAAAGACUGCAACUUUUUCCAGUGGGAGGACGAGAAGAUAUCGGAGGAAAGGAUGCUUGCUAGAGAAAAGCAUAAUCGCAGCAAGAUGCCUCCUUUCUCUCACCAUGAGUACUGCUCACGAUUUAGAGAGUUUGUUUCUCUGCCACUGGAGCAGCGACGGUUCUGUGUGGAUUGUCAACUGUUGAUCUUCCCUGAAGAAUGGCAGACUCAUGAAAAACACAAGAGACUUUCUGAGGAUGUCACAGUUCAGCGGUUGAGAAGGCCCAGUCUGUUACUGUGUCCUCUGGAGAACAAGAAGAGUAAUGCACAGUACCUGUUUGCAGACCGCAGCUGUCAUUUCUUACUGGAUAUGCUGGCGGGGUUAGGCUUCCAGAAAAUUCUGUGUGUGGGAACACCACGACUACACGAGUGUAUUAGGUUGCAGAAUAUGGAUGACAAGAGACAUACCAUGCAGAGUUUAUUGCUGGAUAUUGAUUACAGAUACUGCCAGUUUUAUGGAGAAGACGAGUUCUGUCACUAUAACAUGUUCAAUCAUCACUUCUUUGAGAAGGAAGUGGUUCAGCAUUAUGAGGACUUUCUAUCUGAAGAGGGAGGAGCCAAAGUAGUCAUGGUAACAGACCCCCCUUUUGGAGGACUGGUGAAGCCACUAGCCGACAGUUUUAUGAGGAUAUCAGUGAGUUGGAGAAAACGUCAAAAUAAAGACAGCGGUGCAGCUGAGUUGCCGAUGAUCUGGAUAUUCCCGUACUUCUUUGAGUCUCGUAUACUUGAGUGUUUUCCUUCCUUCUCUAUGUUGGACUACCAGGUCGAUUACGAUAACCAUGCUCUAUAUAAACACGGAAGGACCGGCCGUAAGCAGUCACCAGUUCGACUUUUCACAAAUCUGUGUCCCAAAGAUAUUAUUCUACCAGCAGAUGAAGGCUACAGAUUUUGUAGUAUUUGCGAGAGGUAUGUUUCAGCGGGAAACAAGCACUGCCCAAGAUGUAAUGCAUGCCCAUCAAAGGAUGGGCGAGAAUGGAGGCACUGUGAUGAAUGCAGACGGUGUGUAAAGCCUACAUGGAGACAUUGUUCCUCAUGUGGUCACUGUGCUUUGCCUGAUCACACAUGUGGACAGAGCCAAACCGGCUGUUUCAACUGUGGUAGUCAGAAACACAAACUCAGAGCCUGUCCUAAGAAACACAACAAACGAAUGCUUGUAGGAGGCCGUGGAGCUGCAGGCGUGUUAAAACAUGCUGCCGUUAAACCCAAUGCCAAAGACAAGAGGAAGAAAAGAAAUACGUGAAAUGGUUUUGAGGCUGCAAAAAAAUUGCAUCACACAGUGACUUAAGUGUGAAAUGUCUGGUGGUGCAUGCAUACAGAAAGCAAGGUCAUUUUGUAUGAAUGUGUUUAUUUUGAAUAGUUUUUUAAGCAACUAUUUUUGGUAAAGCAUACAAUCCUACCACAUUGAAAUCUUGAGGGUUAUUACAAUAAGCACCUUCUCAGUACAGUAGUGUACAAAUGACAAUCAACUGUGUGUAGUGUAAUGUUUCAACAAAGCUGUGCCUCCUGGUAUGUAUUUAAGUCCUAAAUAAAUCCAUAUUUACCCUA
Messenger RNA from Triplophysa dalaica, 1856 nucleotides. It is a transcript of the gene zcchc4, whose product is annotated as zinc finger, CCHC domain containing 4. Gene Ontology annotation, molecular function: nucleic acid binding; rRNA (adenine-N6-)-methyltransferase activity; zinc ion binding. Gene Ontology annotation, cellular component: cytoplasm; nucleolus. The transcript has 13 exons. NCBI's taxonomy places the organism in Eukaryota, Metazoa, Chordata, Actinopteri, Cypriniformes, Nemacheilidae. The record is from RefSeq and is a predicted model, not a curated record. The coding region runs from base 115 to 1551 and encodes 478 amino acids. Gene Ontology annotation, biological process: rRNA methylation.